GGUUAGCGGCUGCGGCCAACGUUCGGCGCCGCUCCGGGCCUGGACGAAGGUCGCUCGAAGCGGCGACCUUCGGGCCAGGCCCAGGGGGGCGGCGAGCGCCGGCCGCGCUCCUCCGCCGGGACCGGGAUCAGGAUGGCGCCGCGUUAACUGAGGGGCUCCGCCUAGGCCCGGCCGGCGGCACCCCGGGGCUCCGUGCCAAGUGCCGCCGGCGACAGCCGGUGCCCGGAGGCACUUUCCCCUUCCCGGGUCUUUCCUUCUUCCCUGGAGGCGGUUGGGGUUGACCUUCCCGGGGUAGGGGGGAUAUAAAUGAUAAAAUAAUACCCAAAUUAUGAAGCAAAGAGGAACUUCUCCACCGCUGCAGCUGUCACGGUGAUAUGUGGAGGUUGUAGGUUUGCACGUUCUCAGUGAAGAGUAGUGUUGCUUAAAGAGAUCUGUUGCGUCUCGCAUGACUGAAGUGCUUGAAGAUCCUCGUGAACAAGCAUAAAAAUCUCCAAAUUCGUACAGCAUUGCUUAAAGAAGGAAGAGUUUGGAGCCACUUCCAAUGGGUGGGCCAGACUUUGGCGCCUUGGGAGAGGAAGCUGAACUGGUUGAAGUUGAACCUGAGGCCAAGCAGGAAAUUCUUGAAAACAAAGAUGUGGUGGUUCAGCACGUGCACUUCGAUGGACUUGGAAGGACCAAAGACGAUAUCAUCAUGUAUGAAAUCUCUGAUGUUUUCAAGGCUAAAAAUCUCAUUGAUGUGAUGAGAAAAUCGCAUGAAGCUCGUGAAAAGUUGCUUCGUCUCGGAAUCUUCAGACAGGUGGAGGUUCUGAUUGAUACCUGUCAAGGGGAUGAUGCCCUUCCAAAUGGUUUAGAUGUAACCUUUGAGGUAACAGAAUUGAGAAGACUAACUGGAAGCUAUAAUACCAUGGUUGGCAACAAUGAAGGCAGUAUGGUACUUGGGCUCAAAUUUCCAAAUCUCUUUGGACGUGCAGAAAAGGUUACCUUCCAGUUCUCUUAUGGGACAAAAGAAACUUCAUAUGGCCUGUCAUUCUUCAAACCACAGCCUGGGAAAUUUGAAAGAAAUUUUUCAGUUAACCUGUAUAAAGUAACUGGACAGUUCCCUUGGAGCUCUCUUCGUGAAACUGAUAGAGGAAUAUCAACAGAAUUUAAUUUUCCAAUCUGGAAGACCAAUCACACACUGAAGUGGGAGGGCGUGUGGAGAGAGCUUGGCUGCCUUGCUAGAACAGCAUCCUUUUCUGUUCGAGAAGAAAGUGGACACUCUCUUAAAUCUUCUCUCUCUCAUGCUAUGGUAAUUGAUUCCCGGAACUCUUCAAUCUUGCCAAGAAGAGGUGCUUUGCUAAAAAUUAAUCAGGAGUUGGCUGGCUAUACAGGUGGAGACGUGAGCUUUCUAAAAGAGGAUUUUGAAUUACAGUUGAAUAAGCAGCUUAUCUGGGAUUCGGUUUUUUCAGCAUCACUUUGGGGUGGAAUGCUAGUACCCAUUGGAGACAAGCCAUCCAGUAUAGCUGAUAGGUUUUACCUUGGUGGACCAACAAGUGUGCGUGGAUUCAGUAUGUACAGCAUUGGACCCCAGAGUGAAGGUGAUUACCUGGGAGGAGAAGCCUACUGGGCUGGAGGCUUACAUCUGUACACCCCUCUUCCUUUCCGGCCAGGCCGGGGAGGGUUUGGAGACCUUUUCCGAACACAUUUCUUCCUUAAUGCUGGAAAUCUCUGCAAUCUUAACUAUGGUGAUGGUCCCAGAGCUCACCUGCAGAAACUGGCAGAGUAUAUCCGGUGGUCUUACGGUGCUGGAAUAGUGCUCAGACUUGGAAACAUUGCUAGAUUAGAACUUAACUACUGUUUCCCCAUGGGAGUACAGUCUGGCGACAGGAUAUGCGAUGGUGUUCAGUUUGGAGCAGGAAUCAGAUUUCUAUAAUGCAGAAACAUUUUACAUCAGUACAUGAAAUUGUGCUCUGUAAUUUAAAUCAAGUCUAUAAUAUAGCUUGGUAUGGUCUAACUUUUUUCUUGAAAUACAGAUACAGUUCUGAGUGAUUUACCUCUCAGACUCCACAAGAAACUACAUUAAAGAAUUAUGCUUAAAGGUUCA
Molecule: messenger RNA, 2083 nt
Organism: Phalacrocorax carbo (great cormorant)
Lineage: Eukaryota; Metazoa; Chordata; Aves; Suliformes; Phalacrocoracidae
Source: RefSeq, a predicted model, not a curated record